Messenger RNA from Myodes glareolus (Bank vole), 1355 nucleotides. RefSeq names its product olfactory receptor 7G2-like. Gene Ontology annotation, cellular component: membrane. Gene Ontology annotation, molecular function: G protein-coupled receptor activity; olfactory receptor activity. Gene Ontology annotation, biological process: G protein-coupled receptor signaling pathway. Lineage: Eukaryota; Metazoa; Chordata; Mammalia; Rodentia; Cricetidae. The record is from RefSeq and is a predicted model, not a curated record.
AACAUGGAAUCCAUGAAUCAAACAGCUACAAUAGAAUUUCUGCUCUUGGGCCUUUCCGAUGAUCCAGAGUUACAACCCAUUCUCUUUGGACUAUUCCUGUUUAUGUACCUGGUCACAUUUCUUGGGAACUUACUCAUUACCCUGACCAUCAGUUCAGAUUUCCAUCUCCAUACACCCAUGUAUGUUUUACUCUCCCACCUAUCCUUGGCUGACACCUGUAUAAGCUCAGCCACAGUACCGAAGAUGCUUUGGAACAUCCAAGCACAGGAUCAGAGGAUAUCAUACACAGACUGCCUCACUCAGGCUUGCUUCGUCUUAAUUUUUGCUGGAUUAGAAAAUUGUUUGCUUGCAGCAAUGGCCUAUGAUCGCUAUGUGGCGAUUUGCCACCCUCUAAGGUACACAGUUAUCAUGAAUCCACAUUUCUGUAUGCUACUCAUUCUAGUUUCACUAGUCAUUAGUGUUGUGAAUGCUCUACUGCUUAGUCUCAUGGUGCUGCGCCUGACUUUCUACACAGACUUGGAAAUCCCCCACUUCUUCUGUGAACUUGCUCAGAUCAUAAAGCUUGCAUGCUCUGACACGCUUAUCAAUAAGAUUUUGAUUUAUAUUGCAGCUAUCCUAUUUGGCGGUAUUCCUUUCUUAGGAAUUUUUCUGUCUUAUAUUGAAAUUGUCUCAUCUGUUUUCAAAAUCCCAUCCGUGCAAGGACGGUAUAAAGCUUUUUCCACUUGUGGGUCGCACCUGUCAGUUGUUUCCUUGUUUUAUGGGUCAGGUUUAGGAGUGUAUAUUAGCUCUGCAGUUACAGAAUCUCCCAGGAAGACAGCAGUGGCUUCAGUAAUGUAUUCCACAGUCACUCAGAUGCUGAACCCAUUUAUCUACAGUCUGAGGAACAGGGACAUAAAGGAGGCCUUGAGAAUGCUCAUCUUUAGGAUGGCACACUUUAUGUGAUGUGGUUAUUCUUAGAAUCAGUCAAUGGCUUGGCAAUAAUCAAGUGACAGAUCAGUACAUGAUUCCCAGACAGAAACUGAGAAUAUUUUCUUCACUCAAAGAAUAAAAUUUCUUUGAGUCUAUUAAAUGACAAAAAUUGAUUGUUGUGUCUAUAUCAAUAUGUCUAUAUCCUUAUUCAUCUGACCUUGGAAAAAUCUACUGUAUAUUAAUUAUGUAAGCAAGUAUCUUUCACAGGAAUGGCAUAAUCUAUAUUAUCUUGGUGGUCUUAUAUUCUAUUGUUAUUUUACAAUAUGAAAUAUGGUGUUAUGAAGAUAGAGGACAAAGAAUGACUUAUAGAUACUGAAAUUUCAAUAUUGGAAUUAGUAGUUCAUCAGUAUGAGCCUAGGAUUUUGCUCUAUGUAUCUCUCAUAUUA